Molecule: messenger RNA, 792 nt
Organism: Choloepus didactylus (southern two-toed sloth)
Lineage: Eukaryota; Metazoa; Chordata; Mammalia; Pilosa; Megalonychidae
Gene: NDUFA8
Product: NADH:ubiquinone oxidoreductase subunit A8
Exons: 4
Coding region: 101-619 (172 amino acids)
Biological process (GO): mitochondrial electron transport, NADH to ubiquinone
Source: RefSeq, a predicted model, not a curated record
GUCGGCUGCGCAUGCGCAGUCGCCGUGUGGCCCUUCGGCUCUCGAAAGGCGAGUUCAAGGAGAGAAGGGCUACCCUGCUCAGGUCGGGGCUGCAGCCGUCAUGCCGGGGAUAGUGGAGCUGCCCACUCUGGAGGAGCUGAAAGUGCAGGAGGUGAAAGUCAGUUCUUCUGUGCUUAAAGCUGCAGCCCAUCACUAUGGCGCUCAGUGUGAUAAGCCCAACAAAGAGUUCAUGCUCUGUCGCUGGGAAGAGAAAGAUCCAAGGCGGUGUUUAGAGGAAGGCAAGCUUGUCAACAAGUGUGCUUUGGACUUCUUUAGGCAGAUAAAGCUUCACUGUGCAGAGCCUUUUACAGAAUAUUGGACCUGCAUUGAUUAUUCCAACCUGCAGUUAUUUCGUCACUGUCGCAAACAGCAGGCGAAGUUUGACGAGUGCGUGCUGGACAAACUGGGUUGGGUGCGGCCUGACCUGGGAGAGCUGUCAAAGGUUACCAAAGUGAAAACAGAUCGACCUUUACCUGAGAAUCCCUAUCACUCAAGAGCAAGACCAGAGCCCAACCCUGAGAUUGAAGGAGAUCUCAAGCCUGCCAAACAUGGCAGCCGUCUUUUUUUCUGGACCAUGUGAAGAUGGGGUCCAUUCACAUGCCCAGACAAUGAGGGAUGAAAACUCCCAUGAAAUUUGCAUGGACUGAUAGUGUGUUCUUUCCGGGAUCACAAGUUAACAAAAAAGUUAAUUUAUGUGUCUUGGCAGUUAUUCUAUACCAUUUCCUGGCCAUUAAAAACUUUAAAGGAAACAGU